Molecule: messenger RNA, 1131 nt
Organism: Cantharellus anzutake
Lineage: Eukaryota; Fungi; Basidiomycota; Agaricomycetes; Cantharellales; Hydnaceae
Exons: 4
Coding region: 1-1131 (376 amino acids)
Source: RefSeq, a predicted model, not a curated record
AUGCAGCGUCCAUUACAUGCUCGAGUUCGUAGACCAAACCCUAACCCUCCACCUCCAGAUGACCAUGCAUAUGUUCCAACGUAUGGCUCUGUCCCAGCUGGGACCUGGACUGCAGAAUAUCCCACCUACCCUGCAUACUACCCGAUGCACCAUGCCCCUGAUUCCUCCUCCCCUCGUGAAGACAUAUUCCCUACUACUGCUACCCUAAGAGAAAAGGAGCAAGUCGUUCUACCUCAGCCCACCCAAGUCAAGUCGCGCAAGCAGUCUACCUCCAAUGCCGAACCACGGGAGAAACACAAGUCUAGGCCGGUCUACGAUGGCCCUGUUACCUAUGGUACUCCGCCGGUUUCAGCCCCUCCCCGCCAUAAGCGCAGGAAUUCAGAACCAGCUAGACACAGAGCUGAAGGGAAUUCCCGACCAACUCCCAAAUAUCCCGAUUCCUCCACUUCAGAUCACGCCUUCGUUUCUUUAUCAUCAUCGCAUACUUUGAAGAUACUCCAUCUGCACCGUAACAUAUCGGAUAACGCAUUUCGGGAGGGAUUCCUCCAAGCAUGGCCGGAAGGCAUCGAAAAUGAGUUGCGAGCAGGUUCGAGCUGGAUCAUAAGAUUCAAAGGCCAUCCAUGGUCUGCUAAUGGUGAACCUGGCUUUUAUGGGCGUCGGCUCAUGUGUCGUGUCUUUGAAUUGUUGGGAAACGGGGGCUACAGCUACGUUUCCACCACAAAUUCAUCAGACUGCAGUCAUAGGGCAACACAUAUCUUUGCCCUCACGCCGACCUUCUUCACUUCACAAUACUUCACCAUGUCAUUCUCCCGCCGGCGACAAGAGUUAUACACAAUAGAUGCACCUGGACACAUAGUGACCACCACCGUUGCUACCGUGCGGAAGAUGUUCAGCAAAUCCACCGAAGCUAGAUUAGUUGCAGACGGUGUUUAUGGCAUCAAACUUUCCGCUGGAGGCGCACCUAUCCGCUCUGAGGACAUUCCGCCAAGAUUAGCACCGAUGUUACAGGCGGUUAGCGCCCAAGGCUUCCGUUUAGAGGCAACCAUUCAGAUGGCUCGAGAGGGGUUUUUCGGAUUUUUAGGCCGAACAGACGUGUGGAUCUUUCGUAGCAAUGUUCCUUUGCAGAUGUAG